Molecule: messenger RNA, 621 nt
Organism: Pyricularia pennisetigena
Lineage: Eukaryota; Fungi; Ascomycota; Sordariomycetes; Magnaporthales; Pyriculariaceae
Exons: 4
Coding region: 1-621 (206 amino acids)
Source: RefSeq, a predicted model, not a curated record
AUGAAGACGAUAAUGCAUACGCUGGCUGUUCGUUUACCGUCAAGGUCCUGGAACCUGAAGGGCUCAGGGCCCGAAGAGACGCAAGGGUUGAGGCAGCUGUCCCCAUUUAUACCGUCCGGAAAGUUUGCGACCCACGAUACUAUGGAUGUUUCCUAUACGGUUGAGCCUGCAAAAGAAUGGAAGAGAAUGACGCGGUACAAUCGCUUCAUCUUAAACGUGUCAAAUAUUCCAGUGAAGAGUUUGUCUUUGCCACAAACGAAUCUUCGAUUGAUCGUUUCAAGGCGAAUUAAUACAGAACGCUUCCAGACGGCGAGCACAAGACAGUGGACCAGGUUGCACGGAUUUUGGAGAUACGAGCCAGCGACAAGCAACAUGUCUAUGUCCGCGUUUGUUGGAUGUACCGGCCGGACGAUCUCCCCGAAUAUACCACGAAUUGCAACGAACAUUCCAAGUGCCGGAAAAGCCAUCAUGGUCGAUUCGAGCUGGUUGCGUCAAAUCACAGUAUGGCUGCCAUCAAAACUACAUAUCUUAGGUGUAUCCGGCCCCGCAAAUGUGACUCAGAUGGUUGAAAAUGAUGGCGGCCAAAAAAGGACUUCUAUUGGCGACAAGCGCUUGACGUGA